UUCCUAAGCAAUCUGCUAUUUCUCUCUCUCUUCUUCACCUAUAGUUUAUCUCUUAUUCUCUCUUUUUUUUUUGGGUUUCUCUUAAUUUUAAUUUUCCGAAAACAUAAACGACAUUGAUGAUUCUUAUAAUUUCUUCAUCAGAUCCUUUAAUUCUUCUCAAAUUCUGAUUCUCUCCGCAUCAAUGAUAACUUCGUAGUUGGAGAUUCGUUGUGGAUGAAGAUUAUUGAUUGGUCUUUUAUGUUUUGAACAAUGUUGCUAACUUUUCAGAUUAAUCAGUCUUAUGAUGAGAAGUUGGUUCUUGAUUACAAUCUCUAUAUCAUACUACAAUCAACAAGUAAACCGUUUAUGCAAUCUUGUGGCGGUUCUUGUGUUCAAAGAGUAGAUAACUAUUCUUCAAGGUGGAGGUUAUUAGAGGUCAAUUGACGGGUUUUUUAAUCGUUGUUGUAUCGCCCCAAUAAACGGAAUCAUGGAAAGGUAUAAGAUUUUGGAAGAGCUUGGUGAUGGUACUUGUGGUAGUGUAUAUAAAGCUGUAAACUUGGAAACAUAUGAAGUUGUUGCUGUUAAAAAGAUGAAGAGAAAGUUUUAUUAUUGGGAAGAGUGUGUGAAUUUGCGAGAAGUAAAGGCUCUUCGUAAGCUAAAUCAUCCUCAUAUCAUAAAGUUGAAGGAGAUUGUGAGGGAACAUAAUGAGCUGUUUUUCAUCUUCGAGUGCAUGGACCACAAUCUGUACCAUAUAAUGAAAGAAAGGGAACGACCUUUUUCUGAAGGAGAAAUUAGAAGUUUUAUGUCGCAGAUGCUGCAAGGGCUCGCACAUAUGCAUAAAAACGGUUAUUUCCAUCGAGAUCUGAAACCCGAGAAUUUGCUGGUGACCAACAAUAUCCUGAAAAUUGCUGACUUUGGGCUCGCUAGAGAAGUUGCAUCUAUGCCUCCUUACACUGAAUAUGUGUCCACACGUUGGUAUCGAGCUCCAGAAGUUUUGCUACAGUCUUCAUCAUACACUCCUGCAGUUGACAUGUGGGCAGUGGGGGCGAUAUUAGCUGAGCUUUACGCUUUAUCUCCGUUAUUUCCUGGUGAAAGUGAGAUAGAUCAAUUAUACAAGAUCUGCUGUGUUCUUGGCAAGCCGGAUUGGACCACCCUCCCUGAAGCGAAAAGCAUAUCUCGAAUAAUGAGUAUUAGUCACACAGAAUUUCCGCAGACACGAAUUGCUGAUCUACUCCCCAAUGCUGCUCCUGAAGCUAUUGAUUUGAUCAAUCGACUUUGCUCAUGGGAUCCAUUGAAACGACCAACUGCUGAUCAGGCACUAAAUCAUCCGUUUUUCAGUAUGGCUACACAGGCUUCAUAUCCUCUCCAUGACCUUGAGCUGAGGCUUAAUAACAUGGCGGCAAUGCCUAAUCUCGAGCUAAAUCUCUGGGACUUUAAUACUGAACCUGAGGAAUGUUUUCUUGGCUUGACACUGGCUGUAAAACCAAGUGCUCCUAAACUAGAAAUGGUGCCGAAUGUAUCUCACGACAUGAGCGAGAAUUUUCUCUUUUUCCCCGGGGUAAAUAAUGAUCGGGAACCAUCAGUUUUCUGGUCUCUGCUCUCUCCUGAUGAAAACGGCCUCCACACUCCAGUUGAAUCAUCUCCUUUAUCUCUGUCCUUCAGUCCAAUGCAGCAUCACACAACACUGGGACCUCCGCAGUCGACAGGGUUCACAAUGACAUCAUCAGUGCAACCGAAUAUGUUGGACCGCCCGUGGAUGGCUGUGUCUGCGCCAUUUCAACAAAGUCAUUACCUCUGAUCUAAUAAACCCAUACCCUAGUAAAAAAGUAAAUAACACAGAGGUUUCGAAAGAUUUGAGUUAAACAAGAUAGGAAAAACAAAACAGAGGAAAGUUUUUAGAUUUUUCAUUUUUGUCACCUAUUAUUGGUUCUUAACUUGUAAAAAUUGAGGUUUGGGUGAUGCACUUUCUUCUUAGAGCUUGAGCUAAAUCAUAUCAAACAAAUAAUCUCCCAAUUCUUGUCUCUGUAUAAUAUAUGAAAAAGAGAGAAAUUUGCUUGUUUGUC
Molecule: messenger RNA, 2042 nt
Organism: Arabidopsis lyrata subsp. lyrata
Lineage: Eukaryota; Viridiplantae; Streptophyta; Magnoliopsida; Brassicales; Brassicaceae
Product: serine/threonine-protein kinase MHK
Exons: 18
Coding region: 467-1777 (436 amino acids)
Biological process (GO): intracellular signal transduction; protein phosphorylation
Cellular component (GO): nucleus; cytoplasm
Molecular function (GO): protein serine/threonine kinase activity; ATP binding
Source: RefSeq, a predicted model, not a curated record